UUUUUGCAUCAGGCCAGCAGCUCUUACUCUUUCUGCCUUCCUUUCUCGGAGGAUUCCGUAUCUUUUCACACUUCACUUCUUGAAUCCAUGUACUGCUGACUCCAUUUCAACAAUUUUGAUUCUGCUGACAAAUCUGCCUUUCUUAUCACGCGUGGCUUAAGGCCUUCACAACAUUUUCUCACAAGUAGUUUUCACAAUUUUUGCGAAGUCAGAAGGAAGUUUAUUUGGUUGAGCUGAAAAAAAAAAAAGAGAGUCUGCACCCUGAAAGCGUUGUGUAGCCUACAAAUUCUUAACACUAUCGGGGAAUUGUCCCUCGCCGCAGUUUCGACCCGUGCCUAUCGCCGCCGAUAUACAAACAGCGACAAUCACGACAUGACGCGGCCGGGGGCUCAGGCGCCAGCAGCCAGGGCUGCAGAGUAGCUCCGGGGCAGCCCGCGGCUUCGCGAGCACUCCCGUCCCGGAGGCUGCGCCCACGCACGCCUUUGGAAAAGGCACGGCAGCACCACCGCCGCCGCGGGCCGCCGUCCGAGGCAGCGCCGAGGGCAAGGAGAAAGCGCCGCCGCGGCGCCGUGAAGUGCGGAGCGAAUCGCGUUGUCCGUAUUCCCGCUCGCUUGUUUGUGUGUUUGUUAGUUUGUUUGUGUGUUUGUUAGUUUGUUUGUGUGUUUGGUGCCCGCGGUACUCGCUUUAUUUCCUUCCGGUGCACUCGCCGGCACGGCACGCCGCCCCAGCCCGGCGUGCCCCCGUGCGCAGGCGCGGCUGGCGGCGGCGAUGGGUGGGCGGGUGACCCGCGUGUUCCGGAAUUUCAACGUGGAGAACCGGGCCCGCCGCGAGAUCAGCAAGGAGAAGCCCACGCCCGCGCCGCGGCACCGCACCGCCCGGCUGGACACCAUGGCCGAUAGCCCAGAGAUAAAAGAAGAAGUUCUCAGAAAGGACGAUAGGCUCCUCACCUUGCUCAAAGAUGUUUAUGUCGAGUCCAGAGAUCCACCGGUGCGGGUAAAAGAUGGAGGUGGUGAACAUCUUCCAAGUAAACAGGAGGAAAAGAGACUUACAAAAUUAGGCCACUUGGAAGGUCUAGAUGUUAAGAAAGUUCCCAAAGGCAAAAUUUCCCUUGUGGAGGCUCUGACACUUCUUAAUAAUCAUAAACUUCAACCUCAAAUAUGGACUGCAGAGAAAAUAGCAGCAGAAUACAGUCUGGAACUGAAGGAGGUCAACUCUCUUCUGGAAUUCUUCAUUCCUUUUGCUGUGCAGGAAUUUCCUAAAGAAACCAAAAAAGCCAUAACAAGCCAUAAACCAAAACAGUUAACAUAAAAAUAUUUGCCAAAACCUUUUGUGAUCUCACUUGUGUCUUCAUUUUACUCUCAAGUAUAUUCCAUGUCUGGAAAUUCAGUCAGUAAUGUGUCAUCCAGCAAGGCUACUUCCUUAUGCCAGUGAGAUGUAUUCAACCAAUUCCAUUCUACAUUGGAUGGCUGCAUUGAAAUGCAGCAACUACAGUUUGUAAAUCAGAAUAUGACUAAUUUGUGGUAUCACAGCAUGUCACACAGCUUUGACUACCCCAUUCAAAUGUUAUGAGUUGAAUUAAAGCAUUUUACCUUAAAAGAUUGCCUUUCUCAGCAGAGACUUCCUGGUGUGCAGAUAAAGAGAUGCUCUGUGGAUGCUGGCUCUGUAAUUUCAUGUUGUACUGUUCUUUCAAGGACUUGCUGUCAAGGUGUGUGUAUGUAACAAACAACUAUUUCUUUUGUAUAAGAAUGGAGUGGUAUUUAUACUUUGUAAAGAAGGUUAACCACAAGGGCAUUUGGAAAAUUCAGCUGUGUCAAACACAAAAUAAAAAGAAGGUGAAGCAAGAAAGCCUUUAUCUAGUGCUGGAACAGUAAUGGCUCAUAUGUAACUCCUCUAUUCUGAUUUAGGUUAAAUACCUGCACCUCUCCAGGUGCUGCUAGGGAAUUUGUAGAGUGAUAAUCUGGCGUAAGUCUCUUGCAGCAGCCUGUGGCAUCUGCUGUAUGAGGAACAAUGCUUCAUAUUAAUAGGUAGCAAGGACAUGUAACUGGGUGUACCAAUUGGACCCACUACUAGGACUUCUGUGAAUGUUUGCCCAUCCUGUUACAACAGUCCUUUUCCCCUGUGGUAGCCUUGUCUGAUCCCAGUGUGGGCCAGAUCAGGUCAUGUUUACUCACAGCACACAUCUACACAGAUGACACAAGAGUGACACAAACUGUGAGGUAGGGGUAGAUUUUAACCCUGAUACUGUGACUGUUCCUGUCUGUGUAGGGAAGAAGUUUUGCACUGAUGGUUAAUCCUGUAGCGAAACAUGGUCAGAUAAGAUGGGGAGAUGGGGCAGCAGAUAAUCAGAAUUGAUAUUUAAAAAUGCAUUAUGAUUACCUUCUUUUAAAAAACAAACCCAGAAUCUUUCAUUUUAUGCCUGUCACCAAAGACAGUGAAAUUAAAGGCUAUAAGUCAGUGCCAGGCAUACAAUGUAACUUUCUUUUCAAGAACCUUUCUGCCAAGUCUUUGAUUUGGAGUCUGGUAAAUGUCCAAGAAGAUGAUCAGCUUUUUUAUUUCACAGCAAGAUUCCUUCACCUUCUUUGAGUUGGAACACGGUAUCUCCAGUACAGUUUGCCACAGUGUAUUUGAAGGUUUUGUUUGAUUAAUUUCUGAAGUUCAUAACGCUGUACGAUAGUGGAAGAUGACACUAUGUGCAUUGUAUAAAAAUUCAAAAUUGUUA
Molecule: messenger RNA, 2719 nt
Organism: Vidua macroura (Pin-tailed whydah)
Lineage: Eukaryota; Metazoa; Chordata; Aves; Passeriformes; Viduidae
Gene: NDUFAF4
Product: NADH:ubiquinone oxidoreductase complex assembly factor 4
Exons: 3
Coding region: 769-1308 (179 amino acids)
Biological process (GO): mitochondrial respiratory chain complex I assembly
Cellular component (GO): mitochondrion
Source: RefSeq, a predicted model, not a curated record